UGCUCAGGAUAUAUACCAGUAACUUUCCUUUCGUGACACGCUUGCCAGUGGUUAAAGAUUCGAGUUGAGAGACGGUAACACACAUGUACAUCUACAUCUAAAUACACAUUUACACAUACACGGUUAGAUAUAGAUGUAUAUAUAUAUAUUUAUUUAUAUAAAGUGUACGACUAAAUAAGCCAACUAACAUCUCACCUUUCGUGAUGACUUCAAGACUCAGACUUUUGAUUUUCAUGGCUGUUUUAGUUUUAGCAGUUGACGUUUACUCUAUAAAUGCUCAUCGUCCUCGUAGAUCCUUAGCUUUUCGUAAAGGCAGUACCUUUUUUUAUCGACUUAACUAUAAAAUAAAUUCUGUCGCAUGGACAACUAUUUUUGCCCAGGCUUCGGGCUUUAAAGUUUCUUGGCAUUUGCCUGAUGGGGCCAAGCAAAAACGUUCUGUUGACCAUUUACAUGAUGAUGUCAAAUUUUUAUACGACAGCCACGGUUUUAAUGGUCAAUCCUGCCUCGCCCGGAACAUUUGCGAAGCAAUGAGCUACGCGAACCGUAAGGACGGCGUUAUGGCGAAGAUAUUAAAAUUGUUAGCGCGAACAUCCAAUACCAAUUGUACUCACGACGAGGACUCAGUACUUGAGUGUCAGCAAUAUACAGAGGCUUGUCCCCUGCAAUUAAUUAGUAUCAAUGGCUUUCCUGAGUACUGAAGGGCUUUUAUCAAUAAGUGGAAAAUUUUUUAAAUUAAGCUGCUCUAUUUUACCACUGAGCUUAAAUAUUUUUAUAAUAUACUUGCUAAUACAUUCAUUACUCUUGUA
This is a messenger RNA of Microplitis mediator, 806 nucleotides long. RefSeq lists its product as uncharacterized. The record is from RefSeq and is a predicted model, not a curated record. The transcript has 4 exons. NCBI's taxonomy places the organism in Eukaryota, Metazoa, Arthropoda, Insecta, Hymenoptera, Braconidae. The coding region runs from base 204 to 698 and encodes 164 amino acids.